AUGCCACCGAAACUUUCAUAUGGACUGAACAUGCCCAGCAAAAACCCCUCGGGGCCGAAGCCGGGCAAUGCAUUCGGACAAAAGCGCAAGAAGAAUAUCUUCGACGAUGAUUCUGGCGACGAAGGCCAACAAAAUGACACCGAAACCAUGGAAGUAUCGACAAUAGGAGGACUCGAAGCGCCAGCUCCCAAGUCGAAACCCUCAGCUGCCGAGCCGCCGCCCAAGCGAAAGAUGCAACUGGGGGGUGUUGGCAAGCCCAAUGUGAAGCCUAUUAGCAAGAACUCCAUUUUUGCCGAUGACGAGGACGAAGACGAAGAGAAUGAGAAGCAGCAACAGGGGGAAAUUAGCCUGGGACUGAACCAGGCGCAAUCGAAGAAGCCAACUGGCUCUACUCAAGAAUACACCAAUCUCUCGGCAUUGCACAGCAGCAAGAAGCACAGCAAGGAAGCUGAGGAGCUGGAUCCAUCCAUAUACUCUUACGAUGCUGUUUACGACAGUCUGCACGCGAAGCCUGACCAAUCCGCCGCCACGAAAAAGGGCGAAGUACCCAAAUACAUGACAUCCCUACUGCGCAGUGCGGAGGUUCGAAAACGCGACCAACUGCGCGCGCGCGACCGCCAGCUAGCCAAAGAGCGCGAGGCUGAGGGCGACGAAUUUGCAGACAAGGAGAAGUUCGUCACGUCUGCCUACAAGGCGCAGCAAGAAGAACUGCGGAAGAUUGAAGAAGAGGACGCCCGUCGAGAGAAGGAGGAGGAAGAGCGACGCAAACAAAACGGGAGCGCCGGCAUGGUCGGGUUCUAUCGGGACAUGUUGUCGCGAGGUGAGCAGCGGCACGAGGAGGUUGUCAAGGCGGCGGAAGAGGCCGCUCGCCGGGUCAAGUCAGGCGAGAUCCCCGACGAUACAGCAAAGGAACCAGACGAGAAGACGGAUGCCCAAUCGAUAGAGGAUCUCAAUGCUCACGGUGCCCAUAUUGCUGUCAACGACGAAGGCCAGGUCGUCGACAAACGCCAACUGCUUUCUGCAGGUCUGAACGUGUCUCAGAAACCCAAGCCCGAGCCGUCCAAGACUGCCGCACCCGCCUCCCAUCCUUCGGCGGGGCGACCAGGUAUGGGCGCGGGCUACCAGUCCGCCCGCCAUGCUCAGCGUGCCCGCCAGACCGAGAUGGUCGCAUCCCAGCUUGAGGAGCGUGCUCGACAAGAGGAAGAAGCCGAGGCAGGACGGCAAAAGGAGAUCGCCGAACGCAACCGCAGUCGCAAGACCGAGGGCGAUGUGUCCAGUGCGAAGGAGCGAUAUUUGGCCAGAAAACGAGAGCGAGAAGAAGCUGCCGCCAAGGAAAAGGCAAAGGCAGGCUGA
This is a messenger RNA of Penicillium alfredii, 1353 nucleotides long. Its product is annotated as splicing regulator NSRP1-like domain-containing protein. NCBI's taxonomy places the organism in Eukaryota, Fungi, Ascomycota, Eurotiomycetes, Eurotiales, Aspergillaceae. The coding region runs from base 1 to 1353 and encodes 450 amino acids. Gene Ontology annotation, biological process: regulation of alternative mRNA splicing, via spliceosome. The transcript has a single exon. The record is from RefSeq and is a predicted model, not a curated record.